This is a messenger RNA of Acanthosepion pharaonis, 3408 nucleotides long. Lineage: Eukaryota; Metazoa; Mollusca; Cephalopoda; Sepiida; Sepiidae. The record is from the annotation of a GenBank genome assembly.
AUGGUAUCAAUGAUUGAAGAGGCUAAAGAGUUGGAAGAAAAGCCUGAAGUGGAAUCUUUGCCAUCUACAAAGGAAAUUACCAUUGGUGAAGAGCAGCUGAUAUCUAUUAUUGCAACUGAAAAGACAAUAGAUACCGAAGCCAUGGAGGCAGUUGUCUCCAUUAAAAAAGAUUCCUUGUCUGAUGAAGAAUUCUUUGAAGUUCCAUCAACUGAAGUAACAGAAACAGAGUUUGAAGAAAUAAAGCCUGAGGAGACAAAGAUAGCUAUAACAGCUACAACAAAAACUCUUGUGGCUGAAGAUAUUACACCCGAAUUUAGAGAUACAGUCGAGAAGAUAUGUGAAGAAGCUGAAGUGCAACCUCAAUCUGAUGAAGUUUUAAUAUCAGAGAUGGAACAGAUAAUUAUACCUAGCCACAUGGAAACUAUUCUUGCUGAUAGUGAAGAAACUGGCAAAGAAAUAUCUACAAUUACAUUAGAAUCUGAUCUAGAGAUAAAACCAAAAGUUUCAGAUGAAAUUCCAAAAGAAUUAUCUACUAUUUCUAUAUUAACUGUAGCUUCUGAGGAUAGUGACAUCACAGCUGUUGAAAAAGUUACUGAUAUUAUUCCAACGAUUGAAGAAGAAGCUAAGGCUGAUGAAAUCAUAACUACUGAACCAUUAGAAAUUACUCUUAGUAGUAGUGCUACUAGUGUCACAAAGGAAGAAGUGGAUAAAUUCACUGAAUCCACAACAUUGGAAGUAAUACCACAUGAAGAAAUGAAACCACAAUCAGAAGAAUUACAGAUUACAUUAACAAGUGCUGCUGUGGCUCCUACAGAAGAAACUAUAGUUGCAAUUAGUGAGGAAAGCAAACCUGAGGAGAAAAUAUCAGUUGUUGCAGCCGAACCACAAAUUCCUCAAGUUUCUGAGUUUGUUCUCCCAGUGGUUGAACAAGCCAAGAUUACUUCAAAGAUAACCACAAGUAUAAAAGAAGGUGAAGCACCUGUGUCUGAUGAGAAAGUUAAAGAUGUUCCUUCACAAAUAACAAUCAAUAUUGAGUCUAAGGAAAUAAGUACUGAAAAACAGGAACCUUUGAUUGGUAAAGUAGAAGAGACUUUCAUUUAUGAAGAUGAAGAAAAAGAAUCUGGUGAUGAAGUAUUUGAUGUACCUGAAGAAAGUACAGAAAAGGUCACAUUGCAACAGAUUCAGUCAGGUGACCUUCAGAUUUCAGUCAAAUCUGAAAUGGUAUCAAUGAUUGAAGAGGCUAAAGAGUUGGAAGAAAAGCCUGAAGUGGAAUCUUUGCCAUCUACAAAGGAAAUUACCAUUGGUGAAGAGCAGCUGAUAUCUAUUAUUGCAACUGAAAAGACAAUAGAUACCGAAGCCAUGGAGGCAGUUGUCUCCAUUAAAAAAGAUUCCUUGUCUGAUGAAGAAUUCUUUGAAGUUCCAUCAACUGAAGUAAAAGAAACAGAGUUUGAAGAAAUAAAGCCUGAGGAGACAAAGAUAGCUAUAACAGCUACAAUAAAAACUCUUGUGGCUGAAGAUAUUACACCCGAAUUUAAAGAUACAGUCAAGAAGGUAUGUGAAGAAGCUGAAGUGCAACCUCAAUCUGAUGAAGUCUUAAUAUCAGAGAUGGAACAGAUAAUUACACCUAGCCACAAGGAAACUAUUCUUGCUGAUAGUGAAGAAACUGGCAAAGAAAUAUCUACAAUUACAUUGAAGUCUGAUCUAGAGAUAAAGCCAAAGGUUUCAGAUGAAAUUCCAAAAGAAUUAUCUACUAUUUCUAUAUUAACUGUAGCUUCUGAGGAUAGUGAUAUCACACCUGUUGAAAAAGUCACUGAUAUUAUUCCAACGAUUGAAGAGGAAGCUAAGUCUGAUGAAAUAAGUACUACUGAACCAUUAGAAAUUGCUGUUAGUAGUAGUGCUACUAGUGUCACAAAGGAAGAAGUGGAUAAACUUACCGAAUCCACAACAUUAGAUGUGAUACAACAUGAAAAAAUGAAACCACAAUCAGAAGAAUUACAGAUUACAUUAACAAGUGCUGCUGUGGCUCCUACAGAAAAAACUAUAGUUGCAAUUAGUGAGGAAACCAAACCUGAGGAGAAAAUAUCAGUUGUUGCAGCUGAACCACAAAUUCCUCAAGUUUCUGAGUUUGUUCUCCCAGUGGUUGAACAAGCCAAGAUUACUUCAAAGAUAACCACAAGUAUAAAAGAAGGUGAAGCACCUGUGUCUGAUGAGAAAGUUAAAGAUGUUCCUUCACAAAUAACAAUCAAUAUUGAGUCUAAGGAAAUAAGUACUGAAAAACAGGAACCUUUGAUUGGUAAAGUAGAAGAAACUUUCAUUUAUGAAGAUGAAGAAAAAGAAUCUGGUGAUGAAGUAUUUGAUGUACCUGAAGAAAGUACAGAAAAGGUCACAUUGCAACAGAUUCAGUCAGGUGACCUUCAGAUUUCAGUCAAAUCUGAAAUGGUAUCAAUGAUUGAAGAGGCUAAAGAGUUGGAAGAAAAGCCUGAAGUGGAAUCUUUGCCAUCUACAAAGGAAAUUACCAUUGGUGAAGAGCAGCUGAUAUCUAUUAUUGCAACUGAAAAGACAAUAGAUACCGAAGCCAUGGAGGCAGUUGUCUCCAUUAAAAAAGAUUCCUUGUCUGAUGAAGAAUUCUUUGAAGUUCUAUCAACUGAAGUAAAAGAAACAGAGUUUGAAGAAAUAAAGCCUGAGGAGACAAAGAUAGCUAUAACAGCUACAACAAAAACUCUUCUGGCUGAAGAUAUUACACCCGAAUUUAGAGAUACAGUCGAGAAGAUAUGUGAAGAAGCUGAAGUGCAACCUCAAUCUGAUGAAGUCUUAAUAUCAGAGAUGGAACAGAUAAUUACACCUAGCCACAAGGAAACUAUUCUUGCUGAUAGUGAAGAAACUGGCAAAGAAAUAUCUACAAUUACAUUGAAGUCUGAUCUAGAGAUAAAGCCAAAGGUUUCAGAUGAAAUUCCAAAAGAAUUAUCUACUAUUUCUAUAUUAACUGUAGCUUCUGAGGAUAGUGAUAUCACACCUGUUGAAAAAGUCACUGAUAUUAUUCCAACGAUUGAAGAGGAAGCUAAGUCUGAUGAAAUAAGUACUACUGAACCAUUAGAAAUUGCUGUUAGUAGUAGUGCUACUAGUGUCACAAAGGAAGAAGUGGAUAAAUUCACUGAAUCCACAACAUUGGAAGUAAUACCACAUGAAGAAAUGAAACCACAAUCAGAAGAAUUACAGAUUACAUUAACAAGUGCUGCUGUGGCUCCUACAGAAAAAACUAUAGUUGCAAUUAGUGAGGAAACCAAACCUGAGGAGAAAAUAUCAGUUGUUGCAGCUGAACCACAAAUUCCUCAAGUUUCUGAGUUUGUUCUCCCAGUGGUUGAACAAGCCAAGAUUACUUCAAAGAUAACCACAAGUAUAAGAAGGUGA